GUCAGAGAGCUUUCCUUGUUUCCUCUCCGGGAAACCAGGAAAGCGUCCAUGGAGAUGAUGUUUAUGCUGUGACUGUUGCACCGUUGUUAGCUCCUGGUUAUGCCACGGCUUCCGUAGAGGGCUUCAGGCUUCUCGGCACUCUUAAAAGACCCGAUGACGAGUCGGUUAAGGCCAGGAAGUAACCAUGGCGGCGGCUGCUCUCAUAGGAAACCAGCUGAUCCUUGAAGAGGACUACGACGAGAACUACAUCCCCUCUGAGCAAGAGAUCCACGAGUACGCGCGAGAGAUUGGCAUCGACCCCGACAAUGAGCCGGAGCUGCUGUGGUUGGCCAGAGAGGGCAUCAUGGCCCCCUUGCCUCCCGAGUGGAAGCCGUGCCAGGACGUGACAGGGGACAUCUACUACUUCAACUUCUCCACGGGCCAGUCCACCUGGGACCACCCCUGCGAAGAGCACUACCGCUGCAUGGCGAGCCAGGAGCGCGAGCGCCUCAAGCUCACAGGCCCUGCCGGCGGCGGGGGGGCUAAGAAGGACAAGAAGAAGAAAGAAAAGAGGGAGAAAAAAGAAAAGAAGAAGAAGAAGGAGCCGCCGAAGACUUCAGCGGCGCUGAGCUCAUCUUUGGGGCCGCUGCCGUCCCCGCUGUCCGCCUUGGCUCCUCUGAGAGGUCUAGACGCCUCGGGCCAAGGCCCCGCCUCUGGGCCCGGCCCGUCUGUCCGGGGGUCCCUCGGCAGCUCGGCGGGGUUGGAACCUCUGAAGAAGAUGUCCCUUCUGGGUCCUCGAGGCGGUGGGGCGGCGAGUGUUUUGGGCACCAGGAAAGGGGAGAGGGUCGCGCUCACUCUGCACGGCUUAUGCUACGACGACGAGGACGACGACGGCAACGAUGACGAGAAAAUGUCUGAAAAUGAGCUGAGUCCUUCCGGAUCAGACAGGCUGCUGAAGAACCUCCACCUGGACCUGGACGCUCUGGGAGGAGGCCUGCAAUAUGAGGACAGCGACGGCAGCGGUGCGACGCCAGCCGAGGAGAGGACGGAGCCGGAGCUGCAGGACUUGGCCCGGUCCGGAGACCACAGCCCCGAGCCACCGUCCCACCAGGACUCUUUAAGGGGCCGCCGCGUCCACCUCUCAGCCGGGGUGGGCGGCAGAAGCCAAGCCAGUGACGAGGGAGCUGGUGCUACCACCCCUGAGUCUGAACACUCUGAACAGGAGGGAGAGAGGGAGUUAAAUGAAGGGGAGGAUGAUGAGGAAGUUGACGAAGAUCAUGGGACAGGAGAUAAAGUAAAGAUGGAGAGGGACAAAGAGGCAGGGACUGUGAACAAUGCUGGAACUAAAAGAGAGACGCAAGAUGAUCUAAGCCAAAAAAAAGAAAAGGAAGGAGUGGACGAGCAUCAGAGUGGAAGUAAAGAGAGAGAAGGUGACGAGCUGGAGGAGGGAUUCAGUGUUGGCAAAGAUGAAGCAAAGGACUUUCCAGACAGCACUGGUCACAGCAGUGGACAGAAGAGGAGAGAACAAGGUGAAGAGAACGAGGAGUUAGAAGGAAAUGUUAAGGGCCAGAAUGAUGAGAGCAAGAACAGAGACGAGAAAACUGAAAGCAACGAGACCAAGAAGGAUGUAAUGGGUGGGAAUGAUGGAGAGAAAGAAGUGGAAGAGUCUGAAUCUGAGGAUGAAGUGGCUGAAGAAUGCCUCAGUUUAGAUAAGGAUGGCAGAGGGACUGAGAAGAUGGGCAAAGCAGAAGAAAGGAGAGGUGAGGCUGAGCGAAACGUUAGUGAUGAACCUCCGGGUGAGACCGAGAAGCCAGAGGAGGAAAAGACUCGUGAAACGGGGCAGGAAGGGGAAGGAGACGAGGAGGGGGAGAGUGACGGCGCUCUGCAGGGAUGCUCCAUAAGCCGCAGAAAACAGACAGAGACUCCAGACGAGGUUCUAGAAAGAUGUGUGCGCAGCGAAGGAGAAGAGACGUGGAAGGAAGGAGUGGAGAUAGAGGACGAGUCAGAGGGCCGAGCUCCACCAGGAGCGUCAGAAAGCGAAGAAGAAGUCGUUGAGGUGUUUACGGCGGGGCCGUCUCAUGGCCAGCCCGCCGGGCUAGGACGGAGGACCACCUCCUCCCUUCCUGCAGAGGAAUCUGGGCCCAACAAGAGCGUUGCAGAGGUUUCCUCCUCCGCGGAUCUGAAGCUGUCGCAGAAGGUUCUGGACGUCAACGACCUGUCCGGCACCAUCAGUCCGCUGGACAAGGACGAGAGGGAGGAGACCGGAGAGGACGAGGCGGGGGGCGAGGGCGGAGGCCAGGCAAAGACGGACGUCACCAGGAGUCCGCUGCCGUCUCAAGGCAAAGACGAGCCAGCAGCUCAUGAAGUUGAUCGACUUGUCCUCCACCAGUCCGACCGGUCACAAUCCAGCUCCUCCUCCGUAGAACAAAGGUCCCCCAAACGUCACAAGACACAAAGCCUCGGUGGGACUCUGGGGCUGCAGAGACCCGAAACCUCCAGAGGUCGGUCUGGCCGGGCGUUAGACGCCCCGGUCCAGGAUGCAGAACCUGCCUCCAAGAGGCCAGGAAGUUCCCUGGGAGAAGAGCCGAAGUGGAAAGCUCGGAUGGAGAAAAAGGAGGAGAAAGAUGAGAUGAGGGCAGAGAGGGAGGAGGGGAGUAUGAGGCAAAAGGAGGAGGAAAUGGGGGAGGAAGCGGAGAGGCUGAGAAGGGACCUCGAGCAAGGGCUGGAGGAGGAGAGGCAGCGUUUGUUGAAGGAAAGGGAAAAGAGGAUGCGUCUCCUUCAGGAGGAACUGAGGAGGGAGGAGGAGGCGGAGGAAAGGAAACUGAGGGAUGAAAGUGAGAAAAGGCUGAGGGAGCUGCGGCAGAACCUGCUGUCCAAGAGGAGGGAGGAGGAGGCCGGGCUGAAGGAGGAGGCCGAUAAAACGCUGGAGGAGCUGAGGCAGUCCGUCAGGGAGGAGCGGGAGCAGCAGCAGCGAAAGCUCAGGGACGAGAGCGAGGCCACGUUGAAGGAGCUACGCGUCGCCCUGGAGGAGGAGCGAGCCGCCACCCGGGCUCGGCUGGAGGCGCAGAGGAAGCAGGAUGUGGAACGCCUGCAGGCGGAGUCGGAGGAGGAGCUGGAGGCCACGAGGAAGAGGCUGGAGAGGGAGAGGGGGGAGAAAGUGGACGCUCUUAAGCAGGAGGUCAACAGCACCGAGAGGAGGAGGGAGCUGAUAGUCAGUCCCCGACCUGAACACCAGCUGGCAGAGUACCACAGAGAGCUGAGCGACGUGCUGCAGGAAGUGCGCGACGAGGUGCAGCGGGACCACGACAGGAAGCUGGAGCAGCUGAAGGACGACCACAGGCGGGAGAUGAACGACAUCAGAGAGAAGUACCUGGACGAGGAGAGCGCUCAGAGGGAGCGCCUGUUGCAUACGCUCCAGGAGGACAGAGAGCGCCUCCAGGCAUCACACGACCUCCGGCUGGAGAAACUCCGCCUGCAGCUCGAUGGGCAGCUCCAAAAGACUCAGCUGGCUCAUUCGCGCAAGGAGUCAGAGCUGCGGGAUCUAGCAGACAGGCUGGAGCUGAGAGAGAAAGAGCUGAAGAGCCAGGAAGUCUUGCUGCAAACCAAGGCUGCAGAUCUUGACAGGAGGAGGAAGAAGCUCGGAGACGAGGAGGAGGAGCUGGACAGACAGCUCGAGGCGUUACCUCGGCUGGUCCGGGAGAGAGACCAGCUGAACGAGGAGCUGCAGAGGCUGAGGGAGGAGGUGGCCCAAGCCCGGCAGAUCUCUCACUUCGCCCGGGAGGAGAGGGACGAGGCCAAGGAUCAGAGAGAGAGGAUGAGGGAGGAGCGAGACAAAGCCAGGGAGGAGAGCAGGAGGGCCAGGGAGGACAGGGAGCGGCUGGAGAGCAAGGUGGCGCUGCUGCAGGAGCGAUGCGACCGCCUGGCCUGCAGACUCAGCGAGCUGGAACAAGCCAAAGACGGAAGCGCGCUGGCCAACCCGGAGCGGAGCCGAAACAAGGCCGAGGAGGCGGCAGCGCCCUCCGACGACAGGACCGAGCCCUCGCUGCACGUCGAGGAGCUGGACGAGCCGCCUCUCUCCUCUGCGCCGGACAGCCACAGCAGCAUCAACGAGUUCCAGCAGUACGUCUCCUCACACGGCGCCUCCAUCCAGAAGACCAAGCAGUUCCUGGAGAGGGAGAGCAGCCGGCUGGUGGAGAGGCAGGCGGCGCUGCGGGCGGCCCAGACCGGCGGCGCCCAGGACCCCGCCCUCAGAGGGGCGGCCGAGGAGGGGAUGAGAACCCUCCAGCAGGAGGCCAGAGACGUGGCGGAGCUUCAGCGGACGGUGCAGAGAGGAGCCUCCCUGCUGCGCAGGAAAGAGGAGCAGCUUCAGCAGCUGGAGAGCUCCAUGGCGGAGGAGGCCAUGCUCCAGGAUUCAUCUCGGCUCGCCGAAGACAGGAAGGUGACGUUCGACGUGACUGAGUCAGACAUCAGCAGCGCCGCGGAGCCGCCGGGCGGCACAGCAGGAGACCACCCCACCGUCCCAGCCAAAGUCCAGGAGCUAGCGGAGUCCCUGCAGCACAUCUCAGGCCAGCUCAACAGCGUUCUGAGCGCACUGGGCACGCUGGCCCAGAGGGAGCACGGCUCACCGUACGCCCUCUACUCCGUGCCUCAGCCUCAGAGGUUCGGCACAGAGGCGUGGGGCCCAGCCGCCGCGGUGCCGGUGACUCCCGGCUCUGCGGCGCCACCUGAGAGGCUGUCAGAGCCGCUCUGGAGCUGGGCACCUCAGAGCAGCUCAGCAGGCGGCCCCCUGUUCAGCACCCCCAUCAGCAGCGGCCUCACCGCCUCGGCAGACUUCAUGAGCAGCAGAUGGAGCCAGAUAUUCCCAGGAGCAGCCGUCGACCCGCUCUCCUCCAGCGCCGCCAGAACCCUCUCCUCUUAUCCAUCGUACCCUGCAGUCAGUGAGCACAGCCGCGGCCGCCAGGCGACGCAGAGGUCAGCGGAGCUGGACGGUCAGAGGCUGCAGGGGCUGAUUGACAGUAACAGGAAGUGGCUGGACCUGCGCAGGAAGGACCCCAGCAUACCUCUGUUCACCCGCUACCGAGCUGCUUCCUCCAAGAACGGACUGGUCCAGCUGGGCUUGGACGACAACAACCAGAUCAGAGUCUAUCACCACUGAGGACAACCCACGGCUCCGUGGACUUCAGAGCAUUUAACGACGCCGUGACGUGUCGGCAAAGCCAUGUUUACAAAGACUCUUUCAAAGCUCUGGGCACACAGGUCUUCAGGGAUGUACCGCCUCCUCCGCUGUGGACGUGGCUCAGGCCGGGACCCCAUUUCUCCUAAAACUAUGUGCAGGUUACAUUUUAUACCAGUUUCUUGUCUAAGGCACUUAGAGAAAGGCUUUAAAUAGAUUUUUUUAAAACUUCAGCAGCAAAAAUCAAUUAGCUGGUGGUUAACUGCUUAAAAAAAAAAAGGUGUUAUUUACUCCUUUAGUGUUUACAGAGCAGCAGCCAGUGUCUGCAUACUCAUAUUGUGCUAGUGUGUAAAUAUUCUAUUUUUAUUAAAUGUACCUUUUUUUUUUAUAUACA
Fundulus heteroclitus (mummichog) is the source of this 5546-nucleotide messenger RNA. RefSeq names its product centrosomal protein of 164 kDa. The record is from RefSeq and is a predicted model, not a curated record. Lineage: Eukaryota; Metazoa; Chordata; Actinopteri; Cyprinodontiformes; Fundulidae. Bases 185 to 5134 code for a protein of 1649 amino acids. Gene Ontology annotation, molecular function: protein binding. The transcript has 28 exons.